This is a messenger RNA of Vitrella brassicaformis, 1714 nucleotides long. Lineage: Eukaryota; Vitrellaceae. The record is from the annotation of a GenBank genome assembly.
CUAGAGCCCGUCCUCGAAGCGCUCCUUGGCUGCCUCAUCGGUCGCCCGCCGCCCCUCCUGGACCGCUUGCUGCAUGUCAACACGGUGCUGGAAGGGGUUGAAUGGAGGGCCGUCGGUUGGGUCGCCGUUCUGGAAGGUGGACACCAGCAGGGAGGUGCCCUUGGUGGACGUCUCGUAUGCCGCCGCCACUCGCUCCAUCGGGUCCCUCACCCCUAUCCCCCCAUGACGCGCAGGCAGCAUCAUCAGCUGGGCCUCAGUGGCGGUCACCGCAUGGCUGGAGAGCUGGGUGAGGUAGUGGGUGAGGGCAUCUCGCAGAGGCUGGAAUGUCGCCCGCUCCUCAGGCAUCACCCGCAUAAAGAAAUCCCACUCGGCCUGCAGAGACGUUGUGAGUGCUGUGCAAGCUGCCUGCGGGUACUUGGCCGCUGCAUCCGCCUUCCGGUUGACACACCGCUGCCACUCUUCCACCUUCUCGGCGGCGUAGGCCCGCUUGCCCUCCGCGGUCCCCACAAAUCCCCCCAUAUAUCGAGCACCACUCACAAUCUCCACGUCGGUAUCGCCAAACACCUCCCGCGCCCGCUCCUUGCAACCCGCCCGCACCACCAGCUUGCUCUUCUUGCCGUUGGGGUGGUAGUCCCUCAGUGGCCCUCUCCGCUGCAGCUCAUCCCACCACUCGCGCACCGGCUGGAGGCCUCUCACCUUGGCGGAGUCGUCGGCAAACCAUGCCUGAGGGCCCUCAUCUGCUGGCCGCUUCAUCUCCCACACAAGCGGAAGGGUGGCCACAGAGUAAAAGAGGGAGGCCAAGGGGUCGCCUUGUGUGGUCCCUCCUUGGCUCCACAGCGGCGCGGAUUGGUCGCGCAUAUAGAGGGCCGCAUGGCCACGAUAGGUGUUGAACAGGAAGCGAGAGCACCGAGGCCACAAAAUGCGGACGUUCCACAGGGCGGCAGGGCGAUUCAUCGUGUUGAAGACGUUCGUCGCAUCCACCAGGAUCGCGCACUCCACGCCCCCUGAGUCGAACUCGCCGGACACCGUAUGAAUGGCACCCUCCACGCCCCCCUUCAGCCCGGCACACAGCUGGUCCGCACCGCACACAAUCUCCGCAUCCACCCCGACUGCCUUGGCUAUCGCCUUGCCCAUGAUGCGCAUCAGGACCUCCCCGAUCCCGAUGGGCCGCACCUUCGGUUGCUUGUCCAGACCGAUAAGCCGACAUGCGCGCAGGGCCUGCAGCCGCUCCCAGGGCACGUCCUCGUUGGCGAUGUGGGAGGCCAUGGCCGCUAACUCACUGCGCAGCUCCGCACUUGCCGCGCCACCCUUGAGAAGGAGUUGCUUCCACACCGAUGACUCGCCACCAACUGAUCCGGCGCCUCCUUCGUUGCCCUUGCCGCCCGCUCGAUGUGGUUGGAGGUGAUCUCGACCUGGGUGAGGGGAGGGAGGGGCCGGUCAAGGAAGCAGGACGGGUCAGGGUCACUCUGGGCAGGGUGCUUCGACUCGAGGACCUCCCGAAUGGUGCGGCCCGCAGGGUCGGCCUCAGCCAGGUCGUUGGGGUCCAGGGUGCCUCCACCUCCCCGCUCGGUCAGGAACCGGACGGCCUGCCUGACCUUGUCCUUGUCGACCAGGCGACGGAAUUGGCGCAGCGUGGCCUCGUUGGCGUCGUCCUUGCCGACAGGCCUGGUGGCCAGGAGGGCGUUGUUCCGCUCAGCCUCCUGCACGAGCUGCU